This is a messenger RNA of Pyrus x bretschneideri (Chinese white pear), 1000 nucleotides long. RefSeq lists its product as uncharacterized. Bases 13 to 969 code for a protein of 318 amino acids. The transcript has 6 exons. Gene Ontology annotation, cellular component: cytoplasm. NCBI's taxonomy places the organism in Eukaryota, Viridiplantae, Streptophyta, Magnoliopsida, Rosales, Rosaceae. The record is from RefSeq and is a predicted model, not a curated record. Gene Ontology annotation, biological process: biosynthetic process. Gene Ontology annotation, molecular function: isomerase activity.
AUCUUCCUUCCAAUGGCGAAGAAACCAGCCAAGUAUUAUGUGGUGGACGCGUUCACGGACUCGGCUUUCAAGGGGAACCCAGCAGCGGUUUGCUUGCUGGAGGAAGAUAGAGACGACCAGUGGCUGCAAGCUGUGGCCUUCGAGUUCAAUCUCUCCCAGACUUGUUACUUGACUCGAAUCGAUGACUCUCACUCAGCUCCUCGGUUCGGUCUCAGAUGGUUCUCGCCUACUAAUGAGGUUGAGCUUUGCGGUCAUGGAACAUUAGCUUCUUCACACACUCUCUUUAAGUCCGGUUUGAUAAGUUCCGACAUUAUUGAGUUUUCGACUCUGUCCGGAAUUUUAACAGCUAAGAAGGUUCCAGAUGUUAAGACAGCCAAUGGUGAAGCACAGGAGUCGUCCUAUUUCAUUGAACUGAACUUUCCUGCCGCCCCGUCUAAUGAAUUCAACUCUGAUGAGGUUUCGGUUAUCUCCAAGGCCUUGAACAGUGCUUGUAUUAUUGAUAUGAGGAGGGCAACUGUCACAGAUGAUCUACUUGUAAGUCAUGCAAUCCCUUUAGGAACCUUCUUUUCCUUUCUGAUGGUUCUGUUUCAUUCUUGUUUCAUUUUCCGCAAGGUUGUGCUUCCAUCAGCAAAAGCGGUUGCAGAUUUACAGCCACAGCCUGAUGCAAUAAAAAAAUGUCCGGGGUCUAGGGGAGUGCUUGCAACAGCGAUUGCUCCUCCAGAGUCCGGUUAUGAUUUUUACAGUAGAUUCUUUGCCCCUAAACACGGUGUUAAUGAGGAUCCUGUUUGCGGGAGCGCACAUUGUGUCUUAGCAUCAUACUGGUGCAAAAAACUCGGAAAAUCUGAUGUUGUUGGAUACGUGGCAUCGCGUCGAGGAGGAGUAGUAAGCAUUCAUCUAGACGAGCAGAAUCAAAGGGUGCUGCUGCGAGGGAAAGCGGUUACUGUCAUGGAAGGAACUGUUUUAGUUUGAAGUUAGAGUUAGUUUCAUUGUGCAAGUACAA